GGCGGCAAGAUGGCGGCGCUGGGGAGGGCGAUUCGGUCGUUGCGGGGACCGUGGGGAGCGCGGGGGCGGAGCGCGGGGCCCGCAGCGGUCGUGGCGGUGCCGCGGGAGACGAUCGGAGCGCACCGGGAGGAGGAAACGUGGGAGGACGCGCAGCGGAAGCACCCCGAUCUCCACGGGUUCUACACUGACCCCGCAGCCGACCUGGCCAACGCUCGCGCCGUCUUCAUAGCCGGGGUGUCGGUGGCGCUGGUGUUGGGAUCGGCCUUCCUCCAUUACCUGCCCGACGGGGGGUUGCAGCAGUGGUCGCGCCGUGAGGCCGAGCGCCUCAUUCGGGAUCGGGAACUUCGGGGUCUCCCCCUCCUCGACCCCAAUUAUUACGACCCCAAACGUCUGGAUUUGCCCCCACCCCGGGAUUGAGGGGGCGGCGACCCCAUAAAGACGGACCCCCCAUUCCCCGCCCCAUAAGCGCUGCGGGGACCCCAUAAUAAAGAGGCGGCGUGGGAA
Molecule: messenger RNA, 504 nt
Organism: Gallus gallus (chicken)
Lineage: Eukaryota; Metazoa; Chordata; Aves; Galliformes; Phasianidae
Gene: NDUFB11
Product: NADH:ubiquinone oxidoreductase subunit B11
Exons: 3
Coding region: 10-417 (135 amino acids)
Source: RefSeq, a predicted model, not a curated record